UCUGCGCAGGGCAAAAGCGACCCUCUGGGACAGGCAGUUACAGUCCUGCCUAACAAGAAUUCGGCGUCACAAAAGGCAAAACAUUUCACUUCAUCAAAUUUUAAUGCAGACACAUAAAUUCAACACUAACGGUAACAAUCGACACUUCCCAAGUAGCGCGUGGUUUCAAGAACGCGAAUUUACCAUUAAACCCCCUAAAACCCUCCGAAAAGCACCAGAAGUUCGCCGAAGUUUCUCGCUAUUCAUCAUGGAGGAGAAGAAGGAGGAGAACGAAGCGGAAAUCCACGAACACGGACCCGAAUACUGGUUCUCUAAGUGGGAGCGCCAGUGCCUGGCGGUGGCCGAAAAAGAAGAACCCAGCGAUGAAGAGGUGGAACAGAACCAGGAGAAACUCUGGCAUCUCUUCCAGAAUUCAGCCACGGCGGUAGCGCAACUUUAUAAAGAUCGAGUCUGCCAUCAGCAAGGACUUUCAGUCUGGUCUCCAUUUCAGAAUGCUGCUACAGCGGUGACAAAUCUUUACAAAGAAAGCAUUGAUGCGCACAAGAGGAGUUACGAUUUAGGAAUUCAAAUUGGCCAUCAGAGACGUAACAAAGACGUUUUGGCCUGGGUUAAAAAGCGACGGAGAACUAUACGAAGAGAAGAUCUGAUAAGUUUCCUAUGUGGCAAAGCGCCACCACCAAGGACUACUAGAGCUGCCCCUAAACUGACUGUCAUGUCUCCUAAUCGACAACCUUCAUCGGACAGUGUGUCAUCUGUAGAGACUGAUUUACAGCCCUUUUGUGAGGCUAUAGCACUACAUGGUCUAAGUGGAGCGAUGGCGGGCAUCAGCGUCCGCUCCAGCACUCCAGGCUCACCUACUCACGUAAGCAGCAGCACAAGCGCAGGCCGCAGAAGAAACGGACUGCACGACAUGGACUUGAAUACUUUCAUAUCGGAAGAGAUGGCCCUCCAUCUCGGUAGCGCGGGGAAUAGGAAGCGAACCUCAGCCCAGUGUGCAGAUGUCAUCACAGACUCCCCAACCCAUAAACGUAACCGAUUGAUCUGAGCUCAGUUUUUGCUCUAUAUGCUCUGUGCUGCUUGAAAUAAAAGCCACUUAAUCCUUAACAUUUGCGUUUGGUGAAAAGGAAAGAAGGGCCAUUUGUAUAUUCAGUACAGUAUGCCAUAUGGUGGAGUCCAAUUCACACCUCUUCAUGCUCAUUGACUGGUUUCUUUAUGCUUGCCACAAAUUAAAAUCUGUCAGUCAAGUGACCGUGGUAUUGUAUGAGUAGUACAAUGCUUUCAGUACUCAUUUCAUCGAAAACAUGAACUUCAACAUAAGCAAGUUAUUUUUUAACUCAAAAUAUUGCUAAGUAGUAUUGCUAAGCUAAUAACAAUGCUUGUUUUCAAAUAAUGGAUUCAUUUCCCAUCAAUAAUUUCAUCUUGGCACUUGUUUAAUGGCAGUUUUGUUGUGAUCAUUUUAGAAAUGUGCAAAGUUUAGUCUUAUUUGAAACCGCUGCUGAUUUAAAUGUUUAUUUGAACUUAAAGGUGGUUGCAAUAAUGCAUGAUUUGCACUUACACAUCCAUUUAGACCUAUUGUUUUAUUUCAUUUUUUUAUGAAGUGUCAUGACAUCAAAGAAGAGGAAAGAGUGACACAGGCUUAAGAAUCAAUGGUGCAAUUGUUUUCUUUUUUUUACAUUUCAUUGUUUGAGGCCUGAUUUAUGCGUUUGGUGAGGCUUUGUACUUUGAAAAUUGUGUUCUUUGGAGGGCUGUCUCUCAGGAGAGAGAUUUGAGUAGAGAAAACUGUGUUUGGUCUUGAAGUGUCCUUUAAGUGCUUUUCAUAUCCAGGCCAGAGGAUUUGAAGAGCUGCACAUGUAACUACCCUUAAAAAGUCUGCAAACAUUUGUCAAUAUGAGAUGUGUGUAGUAGUCCUGUGAAGUGUUGGAAGCUGAGAACAUCGACCACUUCUGAUCCAUUGUUGUUUUAUUUUUUUAGUUUGUGAUAUAAGAUGCUUAUGAUAGAAUGACCAAUUAGUUGUUGUUCACAUGAUACACAUGUAUUACUAUUUAAUAUUUGGCAUUUAAGUGGUGACACAAUCUUUAUUUUUUUUUUUUUUUUGUGGUGGGAAGUCACUUGAUGUGGAGUGUCUUGCUGAAUAUUUUAAAGAUUUGUGAAAGCAUUUUUGGCCCAGUUCAAGUGCUCUGCGUAGACAUAUUUAGUUGCAAAUGUUUCAAUGGCAGUUUGAACUUUUCUUUUCUUUUAAAUGUGAUUUCUGCAAAGUGUAAGCCUUAUGGCCAUUAGCAAUUUAGUUAUUCAUUUAACAAAUAUUUUUCCAUAAAUGAACGUGAAGAAUGAUUGCUCUACAAAUUGUUUAUCAUUUAUAUUAUGAUGUAAUCCAUUUUGUUAAAUGUCAGGAGUAAGGCUAACAAUUUUGUCUUAAAGCAAUUGCUAAGGUUGUAUAGUAACAGUGAAGAUUAUCUGGAAAAUAAUGUUAAAACCACUGUUGCCAUUUUUUUUCCUUUAAAAGCGUACAUAAGUUAUCAGCUAAUUUAUUAAACAGUUAUGUUUGUAUAUUCAUAUCAGUGUAUGUUUUGGUCACAGUAUUUUAAAGGAAACAUAAGUUGUUUCAAAUCAGUUUGACAGACUGACAAUAGCAACUUAUACUUUCAUGCGUUAAAGCCGAGAAUCAUUGUUGUUCAAUAAUUAAAUUGUUUUAUAUGUG
Messenger RNA from Paramisgurnus dabryanus, 2698 nucleotides. RefSeq names its product HUWE1 associated protein modifying stress responses a (gene hapstr1a). Lineage: Eukaryota; Metazoa; Chordata; Actinopteri; Cypriniformes; Cobitidae. The record is from RefSeq and is a predicted model, not a curated record.